Messenger RNA from Haemonchus placei, 1236 nucleotides. The record is from the annotation of a GenBank genome assembly. Lineage: Eukaryota; Metazoa; Nematoda; Chromadorea; Rhabditida; Trichostrongylidae.
AUGGAUUGUAUAGUGGCGGCGUCCACUGGUGCCUUGAAAGGCAUAAAUUUACGCGAAAAUUCGUUUGUAAACUUGCUGCCGAUAAAGACCUUGGCACCGAAGCAGCAUGAAAUUACCAGUAUGAUUUGGUCUGACUCGGGACAGUCCGAAGUAUUGGCAGCUUUAUUGGACAGGCAGUUGAAGUUGUAUGAUGCCCAGAAAAACACAUUCAACCCGUUGUACAAAAUUGAAGGAGGCGAAGGAGCUGUACAAGGUCUUCACCUGAUUGAAGGGCGUAAAGUUGUUUCUUGCGUUGAAUCCGGCCACCUGAAUGUAUGGGAUAAAUCUGGUGAAAGUACUGCCGAAUGGGAAGCCGGCCCUGGCGUCAAGGUGAUGAGAGGUUCCAAUGCCCGCAAGGAAGUAGUCACAGGAGGAUUGAAGAAUCUAGUGAAGACGUGGGAUAUAGAAACUGGAAAACGUGUCUGGUCUGCGAGGAAUGUUCCGUUGGACUUUCUCGGAUUAGAAGUGCCUAUUGCAUGCACCGAUGCUCGAUAUGUUGAUGAUUCCGGGACCAUCGUAGAAGCUACAAAAGUUCAUGAGCUUCGUCUCUACGAUCCUCGCGCUCAGCGCCGUCCAGUAAAGAAGAUACCUUUCAUGGAUGUGCCAAUCACUGCGGUCAGUCGGUGCUAUCGCGACAAUCAUGUACUGGCUGCAAAUUCCAUCGGCGAGAUGGGCUUGUUUGAUCUGCGUAGUAAGGUUCAUCCUGUGUGCAAGUACAAAGGACAAGCUGGAGCGAUUCGCUCUAUCGAUGCACACCCGACUGCCCCUUAUGUAGCUACGUGUGGUAUCGAUCGUUUCGUCCGUGUGCAUGAUAUCAAUACCAAGAAGCUUGCUCAUAAGAUUUACUGCAAAACUCGUUUGAACCGUGUACUGAUUCGAUCGGAGCUACCGAGCAUAACUACGGUUGUGGAAGGCAAUGAUGAGGAGUGGAUGGAGUUGAAGGUAGGUUUAUACUCACAUUCUAUUCGAGUUGAUAGAUGUUCUGAUGUAGGUGAGGAUGAUUUAUGGCUUAUUCACUGUUGCCUAAUUCAGGAGAGCUGUGAUGAUGACGAUGAACCUGCCUCCAAGAAGAGGAGGGUAACUAAGUCCAAGAAGAGAAGAGAAGAACCAGAGGCAGAUGAGGUAAAGAAGCUGAAAUUUUAUCUCAAUAUGAGAAAAAACUGGUUCAUCUUCUGCCAAGGCUAUAGGAUUCAUUAA